ACAAAAUCUAUCACACAAAAUCACCUAUUUUCUCCUACUUUUUGCAUUUAUAUUUGUAACUAAAAAGAUGAAGUCAUUUGUUGCAACCUUCACAAUCAUGGGACUUGUAAUCUUGAGUUCAUCUCUCCUUCAAAUCACCAUGGCUGAUUCAAGUUUUUGUGACUCCAAGUGUGCAGUGAGAUGCUCGAAAGCAGGGUUACAAGAUAGAUGUUUAAAGUAUUGUGGGAUAUGUUGUGAAGAGUGUAACUGUGUGCCUUCUGGGACGUACGGACACAAAGACGAAUGUCCUUGUUAUAGGGACAAGAAGAACUCUAAAGGCCAGCCAAAAUGCCCUUAAUACCCUUAUCACGGGACAUGAAAAUUUCUAAUGAGUGGAUGCCACUAUUAUAUAUUUCUUAUUCAUCAUCAUAUGAUCUCUAUUGAAUUAUGUGUACUUAUGAAUAAAGUUUUCUAUAAAAAAGAAAGAUAUGCAUUUGUAUACCCA
This is a messenger RNA of Lactuca sativa (garden lettuce), 484 nucleotides long. NCBI's taxonomy places the organism in Eukaryota, Viridiplantae, Streptophyta, Magnoliopsida, Asterales, Asteraceae. The record is from RefSeq and is a predicted model, not a curated record.